GAGAAGUUUAUGGUGAUAUAUAUGGCCGUUUCUAGGAGAUGAAAUCAGUAAUCUUGGAAUUCCGGGUGCCAAAGAUGAUCAUUGGAAAUAUCUACGAACUAUACUAGCUCCGACUUAUAGCUCUCAUCAAAUGAGAGCGAUGAACUCAAUGAUUCAAACAUGUGCUGACACGUUGAUAGAAAACAUAGGGAAGAUGGCAGAAAGUGGAACAGGCCAAGAAGUUAAAAGAUCGUUCUCAGCCUAUACAAUGGAUGUCAUAGCUGCCACAGGAUUUGGGAUUAUGGUGGACUCACAGAAGGAUCCAAAUAAUCCACUGGUUGAAAAGGCCAAAGAUAUAUUCAGAAUUAGUAUCUUCAAUCCAGCUAUCUUUUUGUCGCUUCUUUUGCCAUCUACAACGAAAUUGAUAGAAAAAUCUGGAUUAUCAAGAACUGUUAUUGGAAACCAAAUAUAUUUCAGGAAAUUUUGUAGACAACUGAUACAACAACGAAAAGAAACAGGAAUUAAUGAGAAUAUGCAUAAAAACCUUUUAAAUCUUAUGAUAAAGGCUCAGUUGAAGGGGCAUGAGAAAUUGGACCCAGAAGAGGAGAAGGAACUUCAUUUGGAAAAUAUAACUGACUGGCGAACAAAGAGAGGAAUUACCGACGAUGAAAUCUUGGCUCAAUGUGUUAUAAUUUUCUUAGCUGGUUACGAAACUACUGCGUCUACUCUCACAUUCUUCACGCAUUCAAUGGCAACUAACCCUGAAAAACAGCAAAAAUUGUAUGAAGAGAUUGUAGAAGUAUUGGGAGACGAUCUUCCCGAUUACGACAAUGUUCAGAAGUUACCUUAUCUCGACAUGUGCAUGGAUGAAACACUUAGGAUGUACCCGAUUGGAACUGCAUUGGAUCGUCAGUGCAAUAAAGCAUGCACAAUAAAAGGUGUACAAAUUCCCGAAAAAUUGACUAUCAGAGUUGCUGUGGAUGCUCUACAUUAUGACCCAAAAUACUAUCCAGAACCGGACAAAUUUAUUCCAGAAAGAUUCAGUGAAGAAGCGAAAUCUAAACAAGUGCCGUUCACCUACUUACCAUUUGGUGCAGGGCCAAGAAUGUGUCUUGGAAUGAGACUGGCCAAGCUGGAGUUCAAGGUAGCAGCUGUCCAAAUGAUUCGGAACUUCAAAAUUUUUGCUACAGAGAAAACAGAAAACCCUCUUAUAUUGGACGAGACUUUCUUAUUGGUUGCCAAAAACGGUGUUUGGGUGAAGUUUGAACGAAGAUAAAGGCUCAAUGUACAUCGGUUUCAAAUCAUAUUGUAAAUCAUAUUGUGAAUUAAUGAAUAAAAGAACAAACAAUAAAUGUAACUAAUGUAACACAGUGUUUAUAAACCAUUGUACCAAAUAGAAGAUUCAUCUAACCAUUUUUCUGAUUCAUCUUUUUUCUGAUUAAAACUUUGAAAAACCUUCUA
This is a messenger RNA of Octopus bimaculoides (California two-spot octopus), 1440 nucleotides long. Its product is annotated as cytochrome P450 3A24. Gene Ontology annotation, molecular function: heme binding; iron ion binding; steroid hydroxylase activity. The record is from RefSeq and is a predicted model, not a curated record. Lineage: Eukaryota; Metazoa; Mollusca; Cephalopoda; Octopoda; Octopodidae.